GCCGCUUCCACCUGCAAGGCUGCCGUAGCCCCUUUAAAAGGCAGAGCCGUGAAAGAGCACGUUCCUAGGACGAACCAAUGACAAGCCCCAUUUAGCCUCUGUCCCGCCCAUCCCCACCGGAGGUCGAAAGUCUCGUUCUAUGGCCUGUGGCCUGUGCAGUGAACCCGGAGGCUCCAGGUCGGCUGUGAUUGUUCUGCUUGCCCGCUCGCUGCCCAUAUGGCCCUGAGAGGCGUCUACGCGCGGCUACUGAACCGCGGACCCGGCCUACGAGUCUUUCGUUCAUGGAGCUCGGCGACAGCGCAGACCGAGAAAGGCGAGAAGACCCAGAGUCGAUCGGCCAAGCCUUCGCGGCCUGAGUUUGACUGGAGGGACCCCCUGUUGCUGGAGGAGCAGCUGACAGCAGAUGAGAUCCUCAUCAGGGACACCUUCCGCACCUACUGCCAGGAGCGCCUCAUGCCCCGCAUCCUGCUGGCCAAUCGCAACGAAGUUUUUCACCGGGAGAUCAUCUCAGAGAUGGGGGAGCUCGGUAUGCUGGGCCCCACAAUCCAAGGGUAUAGCUGUGCUGGAGUCUCAUCGGUGGCCUACGGGCUCCUGGCCCGAGAGCUGGAGCGAGUGGACAGCGGCUACAGGUCAGCAAUGAGUGUCCAGUCUUCCCUUGUCAUGUACCCUAUCUAUGCGUAUGGCAGCGAGGAGCAGAAGCAGAAGUACCUGCCCCGGCUGGCCAAGGGGGAGCUGCUGGGCUGCUUUGGGCUCACAGAGCCCAACCACGGGAGUGACCCUAGUGGCAUGGAGACCAGAGCCCGCCACAACCCAUCCAGCAGGAGCUACAUCCUCAACGGGUCCAAGACCUGGAUCACCAACUCGCCUGUGGCCGACUUGCUGAUAGUAUGGGCUCGGUGUGAGGAUAGCUGCAUUCGGGGCUUCCUGCUGGAGAAGGGGAUGCGGGGCCUCUCAACCCCCAGGAUUGAGGGCAAGUUCUCUCUGCGGGCAUCAUCCACAGGGAUGAUUAUUAUGGAUGAUGUGGAGGUGCCAGAGGAGAAUGUGCUGCCCGGGGUGUCUGGUCUGGCGGGUCCCUUCGGCUGCCUAAACAACGCCCGCUAUGGCAUCACAUGGGGUGUGCUUGGAGCCGCUGAGUUCUGUUUGCACACGGCCCGGCAGUACACUCUGGACAGGAUCCAGUUUGGUGUCCCACUGGCCAAGAACCAACUGAUUCAGAAAAAGCUGGCGGACAUGCUCACUGAGAUCACAUUGGGCCUUCAUGCCUGCCUGCAGCUCGGCCGCUUGAAGGAUCAAGACAAGGCCGCCCCGGAAAUGGUCUCUUUGCUGAAGAGGAAUAACUGUGGGAAGGCCCUGGACAUUGCUCGCCAGGCCCGAGACAUGCUGGGGGGGAAUGGGAUUUCUGAUGAGUAUCACGUGAUCCGGCAUGUCAUGAACCUGGAGUCUGUGAACACCUAUGAAGGUACUCAUGAUAUCCAUGCUCUGAUCCUCGGAAGGGCUAUCACAGGGAUCCAGGCGUUCGUGGCCAGCAAGUGAACCCACUUCACCUGGGAGCCCAGAUGGCACCAAACCCCUCUCCAGGGAGACACAGGGCUUGGAGCUUAGUUGGAGAGGUGGCAGAUGGAGCCAGUUCUUCUGGUGGGAAGUGAGAGACACUGAUUUUUAAAUAUCAAAAUUUCCCUUUUGAAGUCAUUCAGAUGUGUUCCCUAAAGAGAAGAUGGGACUUUCUGUACUGAGUGUCUCAAUCCAGUUUUGACCAUGGACAGGCAUGGACUCUACCUGCCUUGGAACAGAGGCUCCUCGACAGGGGAGCAGGGAAGCAACUUGUGAGACCCACCAGUGUCUAAGUGAACUGCUCCAUCCACACGGCAAGCAUUCACUCUGCACCCUCUGACCCUCCCAUCUGGGGGCAAGUGCCUUACGCUGGACGCUGGAGCAGAAUGAGGGGUAAAGAGAGAGAAUAAUAAAGAGUGUGCAUGUCUGA
Messenger RNA from Bubalus bubalis (water buffalo), 1981 nucleotides. RefSeq names its product glutaryl-CoA dehydrogenase (gene GCDH). Gene Ontology annotation, cellular component: mitochondrial inner membrane. The record is from RefSeq and is a predicted model, not a curated record. Lineage: Eukaryota; Metazoa; Chordata; Mammalia; Artiodactyla; Bovidae. Bases 217 to 1533 code for a protein of 438 amino acids. Gene Ontology annotation, biological process: fatty acid beta-oxidation using acyl-CoA dehydrogenase; fatty-acyl-CoA biosynthetic process. Gene Ontology annotation, molecular function: glutaryl-CoA dehydrogenase activity; fatty-acyl-CoA binding; flavin adenine dinucleotide binding. The transcript has 12 exons.